AUGACCUUUGUUGUAUCGGCAGGAAGCGGAUCGGGGCCGCGUAAACCUGGCUGCGGAACCGAGAUGGUCUUGGCACUGGCGGGGAGGGGUCAGCGCGUGUUGGAGAAAAAGUAG
Pyricularia grisea is the source of this 114-nucleotide messenger RNA. RefSeq lists its product as uncharacterized. The coding region runs from base 1 to 114 and encodes 37 amino acids. The transcript has a single exon. NCBI's taxonomy places the organism in Eukaryota, Fungi, Ascomycota, Sordariomycetes, Magnaporthales, Pyriculariaceae. The record is from RefSeq and is a predicted model, not a curated record.